Messenger RNA from Cooperia oncophora, 210 nucleotides. The record is from the annotation of a GenBank genome assembly. Lineage: Eukaryota; Metazoa; Nematoda; Chromadorea; Rhabditida; Trichostrongylidae.
AUGUGCGCUCAAGACCUCAAGCAGAGAAAAAUACUUCCGAUCAACUACACGUUGCAAGUUAUAACAAUGGAGAGCUGUAAUAAAUUUUCUGGUGUGGAAAACGCGGCUUAUCUACAUUACAUCAAAAACGCUACUAUUUAUUUUGGUCCAGGAUGUAACAAUGGUGAGUUUUUCGUUUUCGAAUCUAAUCGCACUUCAGCGGCACUUUAG